AUGACAGGAUUUUGGCAACUUUUUUCUGAUGGAAAGAUUGGCACAGAAAAAUCUAGUGGAAGAUCCUCAACAUAUUCAACAUUUGAACUACAUCCUUAUCAAGUGGCAUUUUCCUAUCAAAUCAAUGGUAAAACCUAUUUUUAUGCUCAUAGUACAGAUACACUUAAAUGGUAUAUUAAAGAACUAGUUGAUGAUGGUAAAAUUGGCAAUGAAACCGCAAGUGGAAGCCGAGAGAACCCUUAUCAUGUCUCAUUUCCUUUUCAAAUUGCGGGUCGGACCUAUUAUUAUGCUCAAAACGUUGAUUCCAAUUAUUGGUAUAUUCAAGAAUUAGUCGAAGGUGGACAAUUGGGUGAAGAAACUGAUCAAGGACAAUGGUUAAAUGCUUAUCAAGUAGCCUUUCCUUUCGCGAUUAAUGGUAGAACUUUCCAUUAUGGUCAUAAUACCGAUUCGAAUUACUGGUUUAUUCAAGAGUUAUUAGAAGGUGGAAAAAUGGGUGAUGAAACUGCAAAUGGAACUUGGCAAAAUGCUCAUCAUGUUUCUUUUCCUUACAAGAUUAAAGAUAAACAUUAUAUUUACAUGCAUAAUACUACUAAUCGUUGCUGGUGGAUUUCUGAAUUACUCAAUGGUGGUAUGACUGGUCAAGAGACGGCGCGUGGAAGUUGGAAAAAUGCUUUCCAAGUAUCAAUUCCGUUUCAAAUAAAAGAAACAUUUUAUUAUUAUUCUCAUAAUGUUCACACAAAACAUUGGUAUAUUCAGGAACUUACUCAGGAUGGAAAGAUGGGUUCAAAGGUUGCAAAUGGAACUUGGCGUAAUUCAUAUCCUGUGAUUUUUGCCGCAAAAAUUAAAAACAAGUCAUUUAUUUAUGCUCAAUGUUACGAAUAA
Scutellospora calospora is the source of this 882-nucleotide messenger RNA. NCBI's taxonomy places the organism in Eukaryota, Fungi, Glomeromycota, Glomeromycetes, Diversisporales, Gigasporaceae. The record is from the annotation of a GenBank genome assembly.